ACAGACACAGAUGGGCGUUGUUUUACAUCACCUGCGUUCAGACAAGAACCAUAACCUCAUAAAAAAACUCAGAGAGGAAUUCGACCACUGCUUCACCGACUUCAGGGACCACAAGAAGUCAUUCAACCUCUUCCAGAAUCCUUUCUCAUGUGUCCCUGAGGAAGAGCCUGCAGAAAUGCAGUUUGAGCUCAUCGACCUGCAGGAGAGCUCCGAGGCCAGAGCAGCAUAUCGUGACAAGAAUCUCAUCGAGUUCUACAAAGGACUUUCCCCAUCCACAUAUCCUGCACUUCGCCAGCAUGCUGUCAGAAUGGUGUCUUUAUUUGGAAGCACAUACAUUUGUGAGAAGACCUUCUCCACCAUGGCCAUCAACAAAUCCAAGCUGAGAUCCAGGCUGACAGAUGGCCAUCUACAUGCUGUCCUUCGUAUCGCCACGACAGAGAUGGAGCCCGACAUCAGAGGAAUCGUGGCCAACCGAAAACAGCACCACAUAUCCCAUGCCAAUAAAAAAAGGUUUUCCUGUGGUGCUUUGGUAGCUGGAAUUGCUCCUGAAUAAGGUCCAUGCUGAUAAGACAGGAGGCAAGGCACCCUGAGACUGUUUGUUCUAAAUAAGUUUUUACAUAUAUUCUGAAAUGGACUGCACACAGGACUGUUAUAUCCCAAAUUUGACUGUAGAGGGCAGAAAACCCCAUGGAUUUUGUGUGCAUUACAAUGUUUCUCAAGGUUUUCUCAAGUUUUGCCAGGUUUAGCCUCAUUUAUUAAUUAAAAUGUGUUUAUUGCACAUUACUGGAUGCAGACCAAUA
Epinephelus fuscoguttatus (brown-marbled grouper) is the source of this 800-nucleotide messenger RNA. RefSeq names its product EPM2A-interacting protein 1-like. Lineage: Eukaryota; Metazoa; Chordata; Actinopteri; Perciformes; Serranidae. The record is from RefSeq and is a predicted model, not a curated record. The transcript has 2 exons. Bases 11 to 553 code for a protein of 180 amino acids.